AUGACUGUCUACAAGUGUACACGAGUAGGAGCUGUUACGGGCGCCAACAAAGGCGUGGGUCUCGCCAUAGUUCGCCAGCUAGCCUUGCAGUAUCCCCAAUCUGCACUCAACAACGGCCCAUUACUGAUCUAUCUGACCGCACGAAACGAAGAACGAGGUCAAGCCGCACUACAAAGUAUCCGAGAUGAUCCUGCGCUUCGAAACACCAAAGCGCUAAGAGCUCAAGGCGGACUCACAGACGUUGAGUAUCUCCCGCUAGACAUUGAAAGCAGGCAGAGCAUCCAGGACUUUGCCACGACACUGAAGCAGCGACACCCCGAUGGAAUUGAUUUCCUCAUCAACAAUGCCGGUAUUGCGCUAGAAGGAUUCGACGAGAACGUGGUCAGGCAGACACUGCGCUGCAACUACUAUGGCACGUUGCAAGCCUCGCAACAACUUCUGCCACACAUUCGCGACGGAGGGCGCCUGGUCAAUGUGGCAAGUAUGUCAGGUCAUCUGACAUCCAAGUACUCAGACACUAUCAAAUCUCGUUUCCGAAAUGCUUCAAAACCCGAACAAGUCUCUCAGUUGAUGGAGGAAUACGCCUCAGCCGUGGCUAACGGGACAUACCAAGCUGACUGGCCAGCCAACUCGUACUCUGUGUCCAAGGCAGGUCUCAUCGGCGCGACAAAGGCACUGGCGCACGUUAACGCUCAGUCCGGCAGUAAGACCUUGAUCAACAGUUGCUGUCCAGGCUACGUUUCCACGGACAUGACGAAACAUCGAGGAGUUAAGACGCCAGACGAGGGCGCACAGACGCCCGUAUUGCUUGCUCUGGGCCAUAUCAAGGAUUCGAAUGGGGAGUUCUGGCAGAACGAGAAGGUCAUCCAAUGGUGA
This is a messenger RNA of Exophiala spinifera, 876 nucleotides long. RefSeq lists its product as uncharacterized. The coding region runs from base 1 to 876 and encodes 291 amino acids. The transcript has a single exon. The record is from RefSeq and is a predicted model, not a curated record. Gene Ontology annotation, molecular function: oxidoreductase activity. Lineage: Eukaryota; Fungi; Ascomycota; Eurotiomycetes; Chaetothyriales; Herpotrichiellaceae.